GUCCAGAUUGCUGAUUGGACUAAGAUAGCAGAUACAUUAGAUGAGAAGGGCCUAUCAGAAUCGGUUCCUGAGUUUCUGGUUGUGGUUACUGAUGACGGGGUAGCGCAAUGGGUUCCACUAGAUCCGAAAGGAGUAGCGCGGUUAGUGGAUGCAGUGGAAAAGAAGGGGCUAAGAUUGCCCCUAACUUUAAAUACCUUGGAAGCUUUAACGGCGCCGGGCCCAUUGCUUCCCCAUGAUAUUGAAAGCCCUAUGCGUAUGGUCCUUGAGCCAGUACAAUACACCCUCUGGAAGGAGGAGUGGAGUACUCAGCUUAAAAUAGUACUGGCAGCAGCAGAAAAUGACCCAGCCCAUCCUGCAUUUGGUAGUAAUUUACACAGGCUUAUGGGUACCGCUGCAGGAAUGGGAGGGACCCCUCAUGGUCAACUCGUAUUACUGCGACCAGACGAAGUAUUAGUAACUUCUGAAGCAGCUGUGACUGCGUUCAGAAAGUUUGUUCGCACUGCGGUACCCGCAAGUCUUUGGUCAGAUAUAGAACAGGGUCCGAAUGAAUCGUUUCAGGACUUCGCUAACAGAUUGAUAAAAGCAGUGGAGGAGUCAGACUUGCCUAGGGCAAUACAUAAUCCAGUGAUUGUGGACUGCCUUAAGCAAAAGUCCCAUGAGAAUGUGAGAGAUCUUUUAUGUUCAGCUCCCGGAAAAUUAACCACACCAGGAGAGAUCGUUAAGUAUGUUUUGGAUAAGCAGAAGCCCACACCCCUGACAAAUGAGGGACUUGCAGCAGCCAUAAUGACAGUAAGAGGCCCCUCUAGAGGCCCUUGCUACCGUUAUGGUGAAUAUGCGCAUAUUAAAGCACAGUGCGGCACCAGAAAAAAUGAUAGUGUUGUUUGUCAACUGUGUGGAAAAAAGGGACAUACUGCACGGCAGUGCAGAAAGCAGAGGGCUCGGAAUCAGGGAAACGAGAUGGGGAGGGAGCCACAGGCCCGAGGCCCCUCCCAUGUAUCCAAGAAUGGGCCAAUGACCAACUCACUGAGCCUGUCGGUUCCUCCUCUGAGGUUUCUCAAACGCCCAAUGUAG
Numida meleagris (helmeted guineafowl) is the source of this 1071-nucleotide messenger RNA. RefSeq names its product endogenous retrovirus group K member 113 Gag polyprotein-like. Gene Ontology annotation, biological process: viral process. The annotation marks the transcript as partial. NCBI's taxonomy places the organism in Eukaryota, Metazoa, Chordata, Aves, Galliformes, Numididae. The transcript has a single exon. The record is from RefSeq and is a predicted model, not a curated record. Gene Ontology annotation, molecular function: zinc ion binding; nucleic acid binding.